AUGCAAUUCCUCAGCGCGUUGCGGGGCAAAUCCACGGGGCCGAAGCCAAAGAUGCAGUCGGCCCGGGCAGAGAAGAGAGAUGACCGCGAUGCCGCGGGGCAACAGCAGCAGAUCCAGCGGCUGGAGGUUGAGGUGGCGCAGGCUUCAGAAGCCCUGGCUGCCGCGCGCGGCGGGGCCCAGGAGGCCCGCGCGCAGGACCAGCGCUGGCAGCAGGAGCUGGCCCGAGCCAAGGAAGAUGAGGCUCGCGCCCUGCAGAGCGAGCUCGCCGCGCAAGCCAGGGAGGCGGCGAAGGAGGAGCAGCUGCAAGCGAAGGCUGCGGCGGCCCGUGGCCGGCGCGACGAGCUGGCCCAGCGCGCUGCCCGUCUUCAGGAGGAGGUCAGACAGCUGCCGGACCUCCGGACCUCGGAGCAGCGCGCGGCGGAGCUGCGCCUGGAGAAGAGCCAACUUGAGGAGCGAGCCCAGGAGAAGCAGCGAGAGGAGGCCCUUUUGGCCGCCGCUUGUCGGCAGCUGUGGGAGGACGAGGCGAUCCGAGCGGAGGAGCUGCGCAGCUCUGAACUGGGAGCUGAGGCAUCUUCCGGCAGCUCCAGCGAUCAGAGCGAGGCCCCGGAAGGUGCCAUCGAUUACGAUCGCCUGCGGGAGGUGUGGCACCUGGAAGCGGAAGUGCGCAGUGCCAAAGAGGAGGUGCAGCGAUUGCGGGCCGAGGCGCGACCGCCAGCCCCCAGGCAAGCGAGGAGGCCGUCCUUGCCGCGCGCUUCCGACGCUUCUCUGCAUCCGGCCGAGGUCUUGGACAGCCCGCCGAGCCCCAGGCAGCUGACAUCGCAGCUGGCGCUGGCGGAGCGGCGGCCCAGCAUCGCUGCAUCCUCCGGAAGUGUCCGCCCAAGUUCCGAGCGGCGCUCGGUUCUGACGGAGCCUCCGCCGGCAGGUCUUUUCGCCGGCAGCUCGCAACUGGACGCGGUGCUGCAGGAAUCCAAGACGCGGCUCCGCACAACUUUGCAGCAGCAGUGGCACAGCUCGCAAGAGAUGCUGCAGUCGCUGCGCUGGGGGAUCGCUGAGGCUGAAGAACAGCUUCGGGCGGAGCAGCAGAAGCGCCCCUUGGCCUCGGAGGCAGUUGCAUCAUCCAUAAGUGCUCACCUUGCCCCGGUAUCCAAGACUUUGCUGGACUUGAAGCAGGGACAGAUGGCAAAUUCGGAAAAGAUGCAGGGCAUGGAAGAGAAGACUGAGAAGAUGUGGGCAGAGAUGCAGGCGGUCCUCAACUUUCAAGGUAGUAUUCUCACAUCCGAGAAGCGCCGCAAGCAGAUCGAAUUCAGGGAUGCUUUGAAGGUGGUGCGCAGAUGCUGGGACGGGAAGGUGGCCACGCAGGAGAGCGGUCUCAAGGGAGUGAUGGCUCGACUGUGGGGCAGCCGACUGACCUCAAAUGCCAGGCGGUCUGCGAAGCCCGGCGAGUGGCUAAGAAUGCAUGGCAGCAAAUCUUGGUUCGCCAAGCUGCGGGUGGAAAUUGGCAAGCGCGAAGGACUCAAGUUGUGGCAGAAGUCGAGCAGCAUUGUCGGCAUGGAUGGAAUUUUGUCUCUUCCAGAGUUCCUCAACACCACUGGGCUCCUUGUCGGGUGGGUGAUUCUGCUGCCCAAGGCAGCUCUUGUCAAGAACGCCACGCUCUUGAGCUGCGUACUUGAAGCUGGCAAUUUGAAGUUGGCGCAGGAGGCAAUGUUUGUGGGAACCAAGUUGAAGCUCUCUGCUGACGAUGACCACCAGGUUGACAGAAGUUCGAAGUUGAAGAUGUUCUCUUCGUUGGUGACGGCGUCUAUUCCGUGGCUCCUGUGCAUUUUGCGGCCUACGCGGCCCACUUUCCACAAGCUGCUGAGUUGGCUGCUUCGCGUCACGGUUCACUGGUGGAGGGAUGUGCAGGGCCUCUUCAAUGGCGGGGAGAUUUGGCUUGCAGUGUGCUGGGAGGAGCAUGUGGUGGUUGCGCGUCUGAGCAGAACUUGCGGGUGGGAGCAGUGGACUGCUGGGCAGUUGGCGCAUGCCCGUCUCAGCCUCGCCGAGUACCCCAGUCGUAAGGUCUGCUCAAUCACCAUCUGGAGCUUCACUUUGACCAUGUCGCAGGAGCCGCACUCGCGACCGUCCCAGGACAAGCGGGUCCAACUCGAGGCCAUUUUCCUGAAGUCGGUGGGAGAAUCCUUACCUCGAGAAGGAUGGGUCGAACUGAUGUGCUUGCUCGUUGGCAAACCGCGAGCUGCCGAUCUCCUGAAGGAACUUGGCAACACGCGCGAAAUCAGUGUCAGCGACUUCCUGGAUCUUCUUUUUGACAAGGUGCCAGCAAGCGUGACCGGCAUGCAUCAGAACGAAAAACCUCAGGCUACGAGUACCGAGGCUGCGCAGCUGGGGACUGCGCAGGCGUACGCAGCGCUGCCCACCCAAGAGCUCCACCAAGAACUGCCCCCGCCAUUCGCCCCCGAGCUCCACGGGGAGUCGCCGGAAGUACAGGCCGAGUUGGACGAAGCGGCGCCCAAGCUGCUGAGCACAGAGGAUGCGGAGGCUGGAGAGAAAGAGCUCUGA
Molecule: messenger RNA, 2553 nt
Organism: Effrenium voratum
Lineage: Eukaryota; Dinophyceae; Suessiales; Symbiodiniaceae
Source: the annotation of a GenBank genome assembly